CUCCACGUAACAUCGCGUCAUAGGGGCCAACUUCUUCCCCAUUGGCUGUUGCCUGGAUACGAUGGCCAACACUAGCAAAGGACUGUGAAGACGCAGCACGAGCUAACUAAUGUUACCUUUUGCUUAUAGAAAUGAUGAAAUUUCCCGAGGACCCGAGAGACGUGCGUGCACCGCUUCCGGGCCGCUGGAUGUGGAAUGAUGAAGCUCAAACUAUGGAGUUUGUCAGCUCUUCUCCAGCAGAGGAGAGUGUGUUGAGGAAAAGGAGGCAAACCAAUGUCAAUUUCAACGAACUUCAGCAACGAGCGGCGUGGUUGGCUGAUGUGCGCGGGUUGAACGAUAGAGGGCGCCAAAGCACCACAAAGAGCCUGAGCCCGGCUCGUCUGAAUGCUUACAGGUCCUCAGUGACGGAGAGGCGAGGGGACCGCGUCACCACUGAUGAUGUGAAACAGGUGGCUGUCGGGUUGCUGCAGGAGAAUCACUUGCUUCCCAUUCCGUUCUGCUUCUUGGCUGUAUUGAAGAGUGAAGAGCUUGAUGAAGUCCUGAAGGCCCUUCUUCUUUACCUGUCUUGUUUCUUUGAGCGCAAAUCCCUGGAGAAUAAACCGAAGGGUGUAAUGGCUGUAGGCAACGUCACAGAGCGCCGGAUGAGGAUGGAGGCUUUGACCAAAAAGGAGAUAGCCCAAAAGAAGCUGGCAGUCAGCUACUUCAGCCUCAUCAUGGACUUGGAGAAAGAACAGCACCAACCCACAUCAAAUCACAAAAGCCAGAUGUCAUCAGACAGUACGGACUGGCUGUUACAUGCGUGCUUGUACAGCUUCUUCUGUUACGUGGCCUGGGUGACGUUUGGCAGGAAGGACCUGAGGGACAUCCAAGAGGAAGUGGGGCGUCUUUUGUACUCUGACACCUUCAACACGGCAGUGAGGAACAGGACUGCUGGGGACUCAGGAAUGACCUUCGCUAAUGUUAACGGUUCAGUGAAGACGGGAAAAGCUGACCCCAAGGAGAGGAGACGUGACAGAACGUCUCGGAGGCGUCCGGCGCUCAGCAGUACAGUUAAUCAGCGAUCCCCACUUAUGGUGUCCCUGCUGCCCUCGCCCAAAGAACAGUCACCCCAUCUGUUCCUCGGCAGCCGGGCCAGGAAGCACAGCCUGCUGUGGGCCGAGUACUGCGACACCAAGGCCCUGACUGAGGAGCUCAACCAGCAGCUGGCCAGUGUCAGCUUUGGGAUUCUGGGCAAGCCAUCGAACCAGUUUAGCCGCAGUACCCUGAUACCCUAUGGAGAACAGAAAAACAACCGAAAUGAGCAUAAAGACCGUGAGCCGGGGAGGGAUGUUAACAACAACAGCAGGGACGGUCCUGGCAUCGAUGCUCGAGGUAGCAGCUCGUCCUUCAUGGGACCCGAGUCGACAGGUCUUGCCAGAUAUGGCAGCACAACCCGCGUAAACACGAGGAACUCGGCGGCUCCCAGUGAGGCAGUGACUUCAGACGCUCAAUGACUUCACUGCGCAUGUGUUGUGUGUGCAUUUUCAUAAUCAUGCAGACAUCGCAUGUGCAAAUCCACUCCACAGCGCCGCCCGCAGGGUUAACACAACAAAAACACCAAAGGGCAGAAAGUAGCUGCUGAGUUUUCAUUCUGUUCCGCUCAUGUGUGGCUCCUUUUCAAACAGCACCUCCCGGGACUGUCAUCACACACACCACAUUUGUUGGAAUUUGCUUCCGAAUUGAAACCAGUGUCGUAUGUACCAGCUGGUGGUGCUGUUGAAUAAAACCUGAUGAAAACCCA
Molecule: messenger RNA, 1780 nt
Organism: Scatophagus argus
Lineage: Eukaryota; Metazoa; Chordata; Actinopteri; Scatophagidae
Product: protein phosphatase 1 regulatory subunit 36
Exons: 11
Coding region: 132-1493 (453 amino acids)
Biological process (GO): negative regulation of phosphatase activity
Molecular function (GO): phosphatase binding
Source: RefSeq, a predicted model, not a curated record